UGGGGGCUGAGGUAAAGGAAUACAUCAUGAUACGGAAGUUAGACACUCUCCAAAUGCUGUUUCAUCUGGACUUUAACCUACAGUGCAGUAGCUACCCAAGAAAUAUGUAUGAAGCCUUAACCAAACCAUAUCUUCCAAAGUGGGACAGUAUGCUAGUCGGGCGCUGGACGUGUGACGUCAGACGGGUUGGGUGUUCUAAUUCUGAUAUAAUUCAUCUAGAGGAUUUGGAGCAACAAACCUGUCGACGUCAGCCUCGCUGCAAAACUGUGUUCCUGAGCAGUGUGACAGGCUGGUGGUCUACAGCAAGGAUGUCCUACAUGAGAGCAGACAGCAGCCGGUCCCAGCCGCGGGACUUCAGCAGCCUCAUCCAGACAUGCAGCUCAAACAUCCAGAAGAUCAGCCAAAACACUGGCCAGAUCAAAAACCUCCUCUACCAGCUGGGGACAAGACAGGAAACCCCCGAGCUCCAGGAGAAGCUCCAACAACUCCAGCACUACACCAACCAGCUGGCUAAAGAAACCAACAGACACCUGAAGGAGCUGGGCUCACUCCCUCCACCGCUGUCUCCAUCAGAGCAGAGGCAGCAAAAGCUCCAGAAGGAGCGUCUGAUGAACGAUUUCUCUGCAGCCCUCAACAACUUCCAGGCGGUGCAGAGGAAGGCAGCAGAGAAAGAGAAGGAGUGUGUGGCCAGAGCUCGAGCUGGAUCCAGGGUCAUGGGAGAUGGAGGCAAUGUGGAUGAACAGCUGGUCACAUUUGAAAAGGAGGAUGAGUUGAGUCAGACCCAGACUCAGCUUGAGGAGCCCAGCAUCACUGAGGAGGACCUGGAGAUCAUCAAGGAGAGAGAGACCAACAUUAAACAGCUGGAGGCUGACAUUAUGGAUGUGAACCAAAUCUUCAAGGACCUGGCUGUUAUGAUCCAUGACCAGGGAGAGAUGAUUGACAGCAUCGAGGCCAAUGUGGAGAGUGCUGAGGUCCAUGUAGACAGAGGCGCCGUCCAGCUUCAGAAAGCAGCUUAUUACCAGAGGAAGUCCCGUAAGAGGAUGUGCAUGCUGGGCAUGGUGCUGUCGCUGGUCCUCACCAUCCUAAUCAUCAUCAUCUGGCAGGCCAUCAAAUGAGAGGAGAAGCACAACUAACUGAUCCCUUCAAGUGACUUCCAACGUGUGUGUGUGUGUGUGUGUCUGUCUGUCUGUCUGUCUGUCUGUCUGUGACUGUGUGGAUGUAUUUAUGUGGCAUAAAAGAGUGGUGACAACAGUGGGUUUCACAUGAUAUGGGUUCUCUUUCAUAGCAUUCUUUUCAUAUCUCACAUUGGGAACUCCUAUGACAUGAUCUCAUCAGAAGCUCCUUUUGAAUUUUGCCUGCCAGGACUGGCAGAAUUCUAAACCAUUGGCCCCAUCUCGGGACCUUCCCAGUGUGUUGGAUGCCCUUUCAGUACCACCUUGUGGUUCAACACUGGAAUAAGUGGACUUGAAAAUGCAGUCUCUUGCUUCAGCUAAACAAGUGGGUGAGAUUCAUGCUCUUUGGCGCAGGUUUUAUGCAUCUACAUGGACAGAACCAAAAGCUGUAGGAAAAGUUUUGGGCAAAGAACCACGUAGGGAAACCAGUCUCAAAGCAGCAGCUCUCCCACUGGAUUGUGGGGGACUAUUGCUUUAGCUUAUAGCUCUAAGGGUUUGCAGCCACCAGAGGAGCUGUGUGCACAUCCUACCAGGGAUCUCACCACCUCAUGGGCCCUUUUCAGAGGGAUCUUCAUUCAGGAGAUUUGCACUGCAGCAAGUUGGGCCUCCCCACCUUUGCAGGGUUCUACAGGCUUAAUGUUACAGCUCCUCCAGUAGCCCAUUUGGUGUUUACUGUGGCAAAGCCUUGGUAAAGUUGGUCCCCCAAUAACAUUUGCUCAGAAAUCUGGGAGUUAGCAUUUCCCAAUGUGAGACACAAAAUGAAUGCUAUGAAAGAACUUAAGGUUACUUGUGUAACCUCAGUUCUCUGGGUAGAAUGAGUAUCGCACCAGACCAUUCCGCCUUGCUCAUUUAUAGCAAGGAAGAGGUGAGUGUUUUUGAAUGACUGGCAGCAUAGUGUCAAGCCCUUUCAUAGGGGUAGGGUCUCUACCCUCCCUGUCACUGACGCACUUAGUUCCAGCCAAUCCUUGCUGGCAGAAUGCAAUGGGAGCUUCUGAUGAGGUCACGCUGUUCCCAAUGUAAAACGCUCACUCAUGCUGCUCAGAGAACCGCGGUUAUGCAAGCAACCUUAUGUUUUUCAAGGCUGACAGCACAUGUUAGGAACAAAUCUGGCAAUAUUUAGUGAUGAUAUUCACUAUAUUUUAUUUAGUCCAAAACUUGCAAGUAUGCAGUGUUUCUUCACCUAGUUUGGGACAAUAAAACUGAGCUCUGAGACUGAAUAUGACUACUACUACCACCACUACCACUGCUGCUGUUAGAGAGCCAAAGUCCUGACGUCACCUCCCGUGUAGCCUCUGUUGCACUAGCUUCUGUAACUCUUUCAAGAUUUUCCAGUGCAGCAGCAAGGAUGUUAUAUGUCAUUACAUCUCUUGCGUGGAUGUCUCUAUUAAACUUGUAGGGAUUUUUUUUAAGUA
Messenger RNA from Thunnus maccoyii (southern bluefin tuna), 2584 nucleotides. RefSeq names its product syntaxin 12, like (gene stx12l). Gene Ontology annotation, cellular component: endomembrane system; synaptic vesicle; postsynaptic recycling endosome. NCBI's taxonomy places the organism in Eukaryota, Metazoa, Chordata, Actinopteri, Scombriformes, Scombridae. The coding region runs from base 27 to 1115 and encodes 362 amino acids. The record is from RefSeq and is a predicted model, not a curated record. Gene Ontology annotation, molecular function: SNARE binding; SNAP receptor activity. The transcript is spliced from 13 exons. Gene Ontology annotation, biological process: vesicle fusion; intracellular protein transport; vesicle-mediated transport.